UCAAGUUGCAAUUGGCCUGAUUGAAACUCAGAUAAAAGAGGAAGUGACGGUGUGAGUUUUGAAGGCUGGGAUUUAGAAAGCUUAGCUUGCCCACUAUCAUAAGAGUGCUUAAAGCUUUGAUCCUGUUUCUCACUCGCUUUCAUAAUUCAGUUUAGUGUUGAUUGUGAUGAUGGCUCUUUUUCAUGGGAGGUAGCAAAGCAUUUAUACCAAUUCUGCCUGAGACAAACAGGGCAUAAUAUUACACAGAGCUACCUUCUUUUGCUGUAAGCAGCUAUCCCCAGAUAGAGAUAUAGACAGAGAUAGAGAUAGAGAGAGGAGGGAGGGAGAGAGAAAGAGAGAGCUCAUCUUCUAUAUGUCUCUCUUUGUCUUUGAUCACAUGGCCUGCAUGAGGCUUGAUACUACUGUGAACUGAGUCUGGCUCAUCUAGUGAAACAGAUUGAGCUUACCAACUUCAACUUGUUUGUUUUAUUACUUGUUUUCUCUCACCUUUCUGGCAUGGAGGCUACGGAAAUAUAGGAGGGCCCUUUCUUUCAGUUUCACUAGUUCUUCAUCAGAAACAGUAUACUAGUUUAUUCAUUUCUUGGUGAUAUUACUCUGAUCAAUACAGGUGACAAAUUUUGUGACAUUUUUUCGGGCUGAGAAUCGAUUUUGUUAUGCUGAGAUAUAGAUCUAGAGCAGUGACCAGCAAGCAAGCUCCAAUGGCUGAUCACAGCUCUCAACAAUCUCAAAACUACUACACCACCAAGAUCCCAUCUUUCUUUGGUUCUCCAAGAUUCAGAGCCUUUUUCACAAUAAAGGGUAGUCACUCUGAAACUGACCAAAGCCCUAUGAUAAGUCCUACUUCAAUCCUUGACACCAAGCUUAUUUCUCUCCCUUUUGGAAACCCUUUUCCAUGUGACAAAAACCAACCCCAGUUAAUCCCAAAAGCUUUGUCAGGGACCAAACACUCUUGGGACAACUCAGAGGCCAAAGGCAUUGGCCUUGCUCUAGUUGACACACUCAUUGAUGAAAAAUCUGAAGUUAAUUGUAGCACUGCUUGUAAGCAAAGUAAUGGGAAUAAGGUCCUGUUUGGAACUAAGCUUAGAGUUCAAAUACCACCCUAUCCGGCAAAAGGGUCUGCUAAUUCCGGCAUCCAAACAGAGAAUUCGAAUUCGAAUUCGUAUUCUCCUCAGGCUUUUUCAAGGUGUGUUUCAGUGAGGGAAAUGGAGCUUUCUGAGGACUAUACAUGUGUGAUAUCUCGUGGACCUAAUCCAAGAACAACUCAUAUAUUCGACAACUGCAUUGUUGAAAGCUACUACACCUUAUCGGAUUCAGGCCACUUCUCCAAAUCUGCUCCGGAGAAUUUCCUUAGCUUCUGUCACACAUGCAAGAAGAAUCUUGAGCAGAAGAUUGACAUUUAUAUCUACAGGGGUGACAAGGCCUUCUGCAGCCGUGAGUGCCGCUACCAAGAAAUGCUCCUAGACGAUAAAGUUGGAAACCCAGAAUUUUGAUGCUGCUGUGAAAGGACUUGUUCUUGAAAUUUUCACCCUGUUGUUGGAUCCAAAUUUUUUACCUUUUGUCUUUGGCUUUUCAAUCACCCUCUCCCCUGCAAAUAAAGAUAAAGAGAGGAGGAGAUAUUUUAGUAUAUUGUAGAGGUUUGAGUUUUUAUUUAAUUGACUACUUAUUUGAUUAAGGCCUCUCUAUAGGCUAUUCCCACAAAUUUUUGGCUCCGAGUAGACGAUGAUGUAUGAAUGAUUCUGAGACUUGUUGUUUUUUGUUCAUGUAAAUCAU
Fragaria vesca subsp. vesca is the source of this 1770-nucleotide messenger RNA. RefSeq lists its product as uncharacterized. The record is from RefSeq and is a predicted model, not a curated record. Bases 654 to 1490 code for a protein of 278 amino acids. Lineage: Eukaryota; Viridiplantae; Streptophyta; Magnoliopsida; Rosales; Rosaceae. The transcript is spliced from 3 exons.